CUAUUCCUAUAAAUUAUCCCCCCGACAAAAAAUAAAUAAAUAAAUAUUCAACUUAUAAAGCUUCACACAAAGCCUUCAACUUUCUCUUCAUCCUUCAUCGUCGUCUUCUUCUUCAAUCAGAAACCAAAUGGCGGUAGCAGCCGACUCACAGUUCCACGUUCUUGCUGUGGAUGACAGCAUCAUUGAUAGGAAACUCAUUGAGAGGCUGCUCAAGACUUCAUCUUUUCAAGUUACUACAGUGGAUUCUGGGAUCAAGGCUCUGGAGUUUUUGGUGUCCCCUGAUCAACAAGAAAUUGAAGUGAAUUUAAUAAUUACAGACUACUGGAUGCCUGGGAUGACAGGAUACGAUCUACUCAAGAAAAUUAAGGAAUCAUCAUAUUUGAAGGAUAUCCCAGUUGUGAUCAUGUCAUCUGAGAAUGUGCCUGCAAGGAUCAAUAGAUGUUUGGAGGAAGGAGCAGAGGAAUUCUUUCUGAAGCCAGUACAGUUAGCAGACAUGAACAGGCUCAGACCUCAUCUAAUGAAGACCAAAUCCAAAGAAGAGAAGAGCAGUGAAGAGGAGGAUGAUGCAAACAGCAGCGCUACGAGCAAAAGAAAAGCAAUGGAUGUUGAGGAGAUUAUUUUGCCAGAGAAGACAAGACAAAGAUUUCUACCCAAAUUACAGUAGAGUAAUGCUAGAAAUCCUUAAGAGAUCUCCAAUUUUGUUUGUUUAGCAGAUAUCACAAGUAUAGGGAAGUUAUUUUCUUUAUUAUUUGAGCUUUUUGAGGCGGGGAAUCAAAUGACUGUAAAUUGAUGGUUUAAGAUAAGAUGGAUUAAUCGGAAUAUUUCAAAAUUUGUUCAUUUUAUACU
This is a messenger RNA of Asparagus officinalis (garden asparagus), 846 nucleotides long. RefSeq names its product two-component response regulator ORR10-like. Lineage: Eukaryota; Viridiplantae; Streptophyta; Magnoliopsida; Asparagales; Asparagaceae. The transcript has 5 exons. Bases 128 to 664 code for a protein of 178 amino acids. Gene Ontology annotation, biological process: cytokinin-activated signaling pathway; phosphorelay signal transduction system. The record is from RefSeq and is a predicted model, not a curated record.